AAAAAAAAAGCCAUCUAUUCUAGACUUUCUAGUACAGUAGUUUAUAAACCCCCGAAACCCUUCUUCUGUUUCUCUGUUUGUUCCUCCAAAUGUCGAAAGACUUCACCAUUUUCCCUCUUCAAACUAAUCUCACUUUCUAUUAAGAUCAGAGAAUUUCUUAAUAUCAUUUGUCUCGAUUUUGGUUGGAGGCGGCGGAAUUAAUGGCGUACAGGCGGAUAAUCACAGCUCGAGCGAAGCUCUUCUAUCAACAUCGACAACGAAUUUCUCCUUCAAUUUCUAAUAUUCAUAGCGACGAUGAUGAUUCUCACGAAUUGCAAGCGAAACCGAUCUCGAAUUAUCCUGAAAUCGGGAAUUAUAUUCACAACCGAUUUUUUGUAGGCAGAGAUAAUUUCAGCAAUUACCGCCGACCGACAAGCGCGCUUCAAGAUAGGAGAUUUUCUGUUCCGGCGGGAUUCGGAUUUGGCUACGGCCGGAAUUAUUCGAGUGCGAGAGUUGGAGAAGUGGCGGCUGAUAAAAUUGAUGUUCUGAAUGAUGUGGUUGUUGUGCUGGGGGAUAAGGCUGUGGAGGCUGCUCCAGCGAUGAAUGAGGUGGCCAUUGCAGCCGCGGAUUCGUUUGCUCCAGUGGCCGCCCUCCAGUAUCUGAUUGAUUAUGUACACUGCUUUACUGGUUUUAAUUGGUGGGCAUCCAUUGUUGUGACAACUCUUAUUAUUCGUUGGCUUCAAAUUCCUCUUCUCAUACAUCAACUGAAGUGCACUUCAAAAUUUGCUCUUUUAAAACCAGAAAUGGAGGCAGUUAGGGACGAAAUGCAAAAUAAGGGCAUGAACCCCAGUGCUGUUGCUGAAGGUCAGAUGAAACUGGACGCACUGUACAAGAAAUAUGGUGUAUCCCCAUUCACCCCUUUAAAGGGACUUUUAAUUUCAGCACCCAUUUUUUGCUGUUUUUUCUUUGCCGUUAGUAACAUGGCUGAAAAAGUUCCAUCUUUUAGGGAUGGUGGAAUAUUAUGGUUUACUGAUUUGAGUACUCCGGAUAGCUUAUAUCUGUUUCCAGUUUUGAGUGCACUGACAUUUUGGAUUACAGUGGAGAUUAAUGCACAAGAAGGUAUGGAAGGCAAUCCUAUUUCUACUGCUACCAUGAAAAAUGUCAUGAGGGGCUUUGCAGCAUUGUCAAUUCCUCUCACUGUAGGUUUCCCGAAGGCUGUAUUUUGUUAUUGGAUUACCUCCAGCCUGUUUUCGCUGGGGUAUGGUUUAGUGUUAAAGAGACCCGAAGUUAAGAAGUACUUGGGUAUACCAGAUAUACCUGUCACACCACCUUCAACUGACCAGAAACCUCUCUCACUUUUCGAAUCUCUAAAGAAGUAUGCAGACGCCCAAGCCCAAGCCCAAGCCCAGAAACAACAGUCUCUACCAUCAUCUUAUGAAGUACCGAAACCUAUGAGUGGAAGAAUAGCCUCUACAACUGCCCUUAAUGGAGGGAUUAAGGACUUGGAUAAAAAAGUCAAAGGAAGGAAGAAAGGGAAGAAAAGGUGAUUCACAGGUUAAACUAGGUCGACAGCUUUGUUCGUUGAUUAGCGGCUUCUGUUGUAUCCAUAUUUACUUAUUUUUAUUGAUUCGGAUAUUCAAGGCUUUGUUUUGUAAUAAAAGAUUUCUGUAGUUCAUGGUCA
This is a messenger RNA of Salvia miltiorrhiza (redroot sage), 1660 nucleotides long. Its product is annotated as mitochondrial inner membrane protein OXA1-like. The transcript has 10 exons. Gene Ontology annotation, biological process: mitochondrial respiratory chain complex IV assembly; protein insertion into mitochondrial inner membrane from matrix. Gene Ontology annotation, cellular component: mitochondrial inner membrane. NCBI's taxonomy places the organism in Eukaryota, Viridiplantae, Streptophyta, Magnoliopsida, Lamiales, Lamiaceae. Gene Ontology annotation, molecular function: membrane insertase activity. The record is from RefSeq and is a predicted model, not a curated record. The coding region runs from base 201 to 1526 and encodes 441 amino acids.